CUCGUGCGCACCUUCAGUUUCUUCAUUGCAGCAACCAGCUUCUGCUUAGAUUUAUUUUGCUUUACUUCCAAAUUAAAAUUGCAAUCAAAACACCACUGCCUAUAGCCUUCAGAUUUCCUGGUUUUCGUUUGCCCCUUGCUCUCAUUGUGUCAUUUUUUUCCAAUUCGUUUCGCUUUUCCUUUGCCAUUGUUCCCAAAAGAACCUUAUUCAUUGUAUAUAUUAAAAAAAGAAAAAAAAGAAGAAGCAGAAUUUCUGGUUUUCGUUUCACACCCUUGAUUUCGUUUUGUUAUUAUCACCUCUGUUUUGCUUUUACUUCCAAAGGAAAAAAAGAAAAAAGAAAAAAAAAGUAGUAGCAGUUCAGCAUUUUGAAGGGAACUGAUAUCAUUCGUAACCAAAAGAGAGAAAGUUGUUUCCAGAAGAAGCUUACUGAAAAAGCGAAAAAGAAGUGUUGCAUACUGAUACUCUGUGUUCUUCUAUUUAAGCUUAGUCUCACAAGCUAAGAUACAAGGGUCUCAUUCCAAAGGCAAAACAAAAAGAACCAUGGAGAUCCUCACUGGAACUAUUCUUAAAAUAAUCGAGUAUACAGUUGAACCAAUUGGGCGACAAGUGGGUUAUCUAAUUAACUACAAAAGCAACCUUGAAAGUCUGACGAGCCAAUUGAAGAACUUAGAUGGUGCCAAAGACAGGAUGAAGCAUAGGGUUGAUGAAGUUGAAAGAAAUGGUAAAGGAGUAGAAACUGAUGUCCAGAACUGGAGAAAAGAAGCAGAUGGGAUCACUCAAGAGGCAGAAAAGAUUUUGGGAAAUGAAGGCCAAGCAAAGACAAAGUGUUUCCGUGGAGUAUGUCCUAAUCUGGUUUCAUAUCAUCAACUUAGCAGGAAAUCAACAAAAUUGGCAAAAAAGAUUGAAAAACAUGCAAAAAAAGAGAUUCCCAGUGUUUUUUACAAUGCUCGCCUAGAAGAGAUAUUUGACACACCCUCCGAAGACUACAUGGCCUUCGAAUCAAGGAUUUCAAUGGUGAACAAAAUCAUGGCGGAAUUGAGAAAUCCUGUUACAACCUUGGUUGGCGUGUACGGAAUUGGUGGGGUGGGGAAGUCCACACUCGUCCAGGAAGUUUAUAGACAAGCUAAAACAGAGAAAUUAUUUGAUGAUGUGGUUUUAGUUUUGGAUGUUAAGCAGUUUCCAGAAGCUGAAAAAAGGGAAAGAAUUCAGAAGAAAAUUGCUGAAAAGUUAGAUAUGGAUGUUCAGGAAAGUCAGGAUAUGGAAGCAAGGGCAAAACAUCUCUGGAAUAGGAUAAAAGACAAGAAGAGUCUUGUAAUUUUAGAUGAUGUCUGGGAAGCAAUUAAUUUGGAGGAUUUGGGACUUCGCCCAAUGGCGAGUUGUAAAAUAUUGUUGACGUCUAGAGAUCUAGUCUCUGAGAUGCGUACACAAAAAGUGUUUCGGCUUGAUGUUUUAGGCGAGAAAGAAAGUUGGAGUUUAUUUGAGAAGAUGGCAGGUGAUGUUGUUAUAGAUGACCCUAUUAAAAAAGUAGCAACUCAAAUAUCCAAAAAAUGUGGAGGUUUGCCGGUUUUAGUUGUUACAGUUGCAAGCGCUCUAAGAUCAUGUACUACUUUAGAGGUAUGGAACGAUGCCUUGAGGCGCUUUAAAAGUUUUGACCAAAAGGGAUUGACAGAAAAAGCAUACUUGGCUAUAGAAUGGAGUUACAAUCGAUUGGACAGGGAGGAGCUUCAACCAUUAUUCUUGCUCUGUGGAGUUAUUGCAGGGGGCAGUUGUUCAAUUAGUCUCACUGACUUGUUGAAAUAUGUCAUGGGUUUGAGUUUGGUUAAAAAUGUUGACACGGUGGAAGAUGCACGGAAUGCGUUGCAUUCAUUGGCUAACAAACUUAAAGAUUCUUGUUUGUUGCUAGACAAUUAUGAUGAUGGAAGAGUUAGAAUGCAUGAGCUUGUACGAGAUGUUGCUAUCUGGAUUGCAUCUAAAGAUAAACACGCAUUUUCAAGAGCAUAUGGAGAUGAGGUGAAAGCAUGGCCCAAUAGAGAUUUCCUUAAAAAAUGUUCUGCUAUCUCCUUGAUGUACUGCAAGAUCCCUAGACUUCCUGAAGUACCUUGGGUAUGCCCAGAAUUGAGAUUUUUUGUCUUGGAAAAUAAUAAUAUUGAUGACUCCUUGGAAAUCCCAAGCAACUAUUUUGAAGGGAUGAAGGAACUCAAAGUGUUGGAUGUAACCAGACUGCGUAUUCCGUCACUGCCUCCAUCUCUUCAAUCCCUAACAAAUCUUCAAACUUUGUGUUUAGAUCUGUGCAUGUUGGGGGACAUAGCUCUAGUUGGACAGCUAACAAACUUGAAAAUUCUCAGCCUUAUAUACUCCCAGGUUAAGGAGUUGCCCAAAGUAAUAGGGCAAUUGACUUGUCUACAAUUGUUGGAUUUGAGUUUUUGCUCUGAACUUGUAUUGAUCUCACCUGGCGUUAUAUCAAGCUUGACAAGUCUAGAAGACUUGAGAAUGGGUAGCUUUAUUAAAUGGGAAGGAGGUUUAAAUGAUGGAAGAAGUAAUGCGAGCGUGUCAGAGCUGAAACAAUUGCGUCAACUAACUGCAUUAAAUAUACAUAUUCCAGAUGCUAAGCUUCUUCGGGCAAACAUGUUCUCGGAUACAAGAUUAGAAAGAUACACCAUACUUAUUGGUGAUUGUUGGCUAUUUCCUGAUAUUGACAAAACAUCCUCUAACAUGUUAAAACUCAAGCUCACUACGAACAGUCAAUUUGAUCAAGGUAAAAAAUUGCUGCUAAAGAGAUGUGAAGAUUUGGAGUUGGAUGGGAUGGAGGCUGCAAAUAUUAUUUCCUAUAUAUCAGCAAGUGACAGUGGUAAACAACUGAAGAAUCUCCAUGUCCAAAACAAUGAUGAGGCUACAGCUGUCAUUAACUCGAGUCAUGCCUUCCCCAUCUUGGAGUCACUAUCUCUUUACAACCUUGUUAAUUUGGAAACUGUAUAUUAUCAAUCCCGGAUACUGUUGCGUAGAUACAGCUGCACCAAAAUGGAUUCAGCUGCAUCCUCAACUUGUGAUACUCGCAAGUGC
Prunus avium (sweet cherry) is the source of this 3060-nucleotide messenger RNA. The record is from RefSeq and is a predicted model, not a curated record. Lineage: Eukaryota; Viridiplantae; Streptophyta; Magnoliopsida; Rosales; Rosaceae.